AUGAUUAGAAUCUGGGGCACAAAGUUUUGGAUCACAUGUCUGAUUGUAGCCUUCUUUUUCCUACUAGUUACAUUUCAGGUGGUGGUUGAACUAGGCAGAUUUGAAAAACAGAAGAAAAAAGGUGUUUCUUUACAGGAUUUACAACACCAGAAACAAUCUCAUUCAUUGUUGACUGGAUUACAAGCAAAUCUCUUCCACAAAAGGUUUGACAAUGGAUUGGACAAAUAUCCCAUCAUGCUUUGGUGGUCUCCAUUGACUGGUGAGAGUGGAAGGCUGGGACGAUGUGGAGACAAUUCAUGUUUUUUCACUAUAAACAGAACAUACUUGCAUCAUCCUAUGACAAAAGCUGUCCUGUUUUAUGGCACAGACCUCAAUAUAGACAGCUUACCAAUUCCACGUAAACGGUAUCAUGAAUGGGCUUUAUUUCAUGAAGAGUCCCCAAAAAACAACUACAAACUCUUCCAUCCACCAACCAUUACCCUCUUUAACCACACGGCGACAUUUAGCCAACAUUCCCACUUGCCUUUGACAAGCCAGUAUUUGGAAGGUCUACAAAUACUAACAUCACUUGAUUACUUUGUGGCCGUGGGAAAAAAGAAUGCCCUAAGGAAGAAACUUGCUGCAGUAGUAUAUGUACAGUCAGAUUGUGACCCACCAUCAGAUCGUGACACUUACAUUCAAGAACUAAUGAAAUACAUUCCUGUGGAUUCCUAUGGGGAAUGCUUACAUAAUCGAGGUCUACCUCCAGAGGUGAACAACCCAUCGUUUAUGGAUCACGCACAGUUCUAUCACAUCCUUGCUCAGUAUAAAUUUAUUCUGGCAUUUGAAAAUGCAGUUUGUGAGGAUUACAUAACAGAGAAGUUAUGGAGGCCCCUUAAGCUAGGAUCUGUACCCAUAUAUUAUGGUGCCCCAAAUGUCGAGGACUGGCUUCCUAGUAAUAAAAGUGCAAUCAUAGUGACUAGAUUUUCACAUCCAAGAGAAUUGGCAAGGUAUAUAAAACAGAUGGACAAAAAUGACAGUUUGUACAUGGAAUUUUUAGAUUGGAAACUAAAAGGUCAUAUUAGCAACAUGCACUUGGUCACUGCUAUCAAAGAAAGAAAAUGGGGUGUACAAGAUGUAACACAAGACAAUUAUAUUGAUGCAUUUGAAUGCAUGGUGUGUACAAGAGUUUGGGAUAACAUAAGGCUGACAGAAAAGGGUCUAAAAGAAAAGCAGUGGAAAGCAGAGAUGACUCACUUAACAUGUCCUGCUCCUGAAUCCUUUACAUUUGUGCAAGAACGUGCAUCAAAGUCUAGUAUGAGAGACAUGUGGAAGCCCAGCUUUGAACAGUCAAAAAAAGAAGCUCAGGCACUCAGACUGCUGGUUGACAGAAACAAAAAUUUUACCACUCAGGACUUUUGGAACCUUGUUUUCAAACAUUAA
Staurois parvus is the source of this 1422-nucleotide messenger RNA. The record is from the annotation of a GenBank genome assembly. Lineage: Eukaryota; Metazoa; Chordata; Amphibia; Anura; Ranidae.